Molecule: messenger RNA, 735 nt
Organism: Protopolystoma xenopodis
Lineage: Eukaryota; Metazoa; Platyhelminthes; Monogenea; Polystomatidea; Polystomatidae
Source: the annotation of a GenBank genome assembly
AUGGCUUGAUCCCAGCUUAGUCAGUACAUCUCUGCCAGCGAAAUGGAGGAAAUAAAACGACAGGCUGCCAAAGCUGCAGUCGCCGCCGCAGCCGCACUUACAGGAGGGGCCGCCAAUGUUAACACCGUUGUUCCUGGAAGCGGUAAUACCUGUGCGCCUUGCCUUAGUGACAAUGGUGGUAGUCCCUUAGUGACUAACUGUGAUGAUCCUACUGAUCAGAAUGAACCUGAUGUGGCAAAUGGAGAGCCAUAUCAAAGUCCUACUCGGCCCCACACUGAGGACAUUGAGCAAGAAGAGCAGGAGAUUGGGGUGAAUUAUGACGGAAAAGCAGUGAUUGAGUCGACUUUGGACAACCCGGAUAAUUCAGGCGACCAUCCACGCCGCAUGCUCCGCCGAAACUCAAGCUCUUGUGUCAACUUAUUUAUACAUGGUACAACAUCCGCUACCACUGCUCUGGGGCCGUCAGCUAUCAGCUUGCGCCUCACUCAAAUGAAUCUUAAUUCAAGGCAGCAUACUCCACCCGGAAUGCACCACUGUGAUUCUGCUGGCUCUCCCACUUCUCUGCGUGUUUCUGAAGCAGAUGAUGGUGAGCUAGACGCCCCAGAAGUAGUAAAACGCGGUCGAAUCUCAUUGAAAUCGGCUUCGGAACGUGUUACUGGUUCAGAUAUCUCUCAGCCCCCAUCAGGUCCCCUCGCUUCAUUGCAAGCCGCCAAAACUGCCGCUGUCUCUGAAUAA